AUGUCGUUACGAAAGAUAUGCAAAAGUGUGUCACAGGCAUUGCCUGCAACAGUAGCUUGGUCGUUAAUAAUCGUUUGCACAGGAUGUUUUUUCUAUCUGCUCGCACCGGCAAUAGUUUUACAAUUCUCGGCUUGGGGCUAUGUUAUGUGUGCUGUCGAUGCUAUUCUGUUUCUUUUUGUAAUGUCCAAUUUGUUUAUGGCAACCACUAUGGAUCCUGGCGUUCAUCCUCUUGCAAGUGCUGCGGAAGAAACGCAGUUGGACGACUUUCGUUCACCGCUUUAUAAAAACGUGGAGAUCAAUGGUAUCACGGUUCGUAUGAAAUGGUGUGUUACAUGUAAAUUCUAUCGGCCACCGAGAGCGUCACAUUGCUCGGUUUGUAAUCGAUGCAUAGAUGCUUUUGAUCAUCAUUGUCCAUGGGUACACAAUUGCGUUGGUCGACGCAACUAUCGUUAUUUCUUCUUAUUUUUGUUUUUUCUUAGUCUGCAUAUGAUUUGUGUUUUCUCGUUGGCGCUGAGUUACACAGUUUUGAACAGGGCGGAUUUGCUAACAAGGCCAAAUAUGUGUUCAAUUGUUUUAAUGGCACUUUGUGUGUUGCUGGCGGUACCUGUUGUUGGCUUGACCGGUUUCCAUGUUGUUUUAGUUGUUCGUGGCCGCACAACCAAUGAACAGGUAACGGGGAAAUUUCGAUCGGGGUACAAUCCAUUUACAGUUGGUUGCUGGGGCAAUGUUCGCCGUACUUUAUGUGCAAGUCAAUAUCCUUCCUUCGAGACAAUAUCAGCAAAGGAAAGUCGAAAAGGUAAAAAAGGUUUUCUAGAUGGUAUGCCGUCUGUGGUAUAUGUUCCUGACAAAAAUUCUUUCUCUAGAGGAGGUGGACUUAUUAGGAUGCGGCAAGUUCCAGAAGAUGAUCAGUCUGUUGGCACUGCAAUUUCGGUAGGCCAUUCAUUUCGCAAGGACAUUCCAGAAAAGGGAUCUAAAUGUAAUUUAUUCGACGAGCAGGAUAAUAAAAGUUUCCGCCGUCAAAGUGCUAUAUAUCAUGCAGCUGUGGAAGAAUCAAUGCGUUCAGCACACAAUAGGAUUGCUAUUCAAUGCAGCACAAAUGAUACUAAGAUGACUGCAGUAACCACUAAUGACAAGAAAUCAGUUACAUCACCGGCUACCCUAAGUGAUUUCGAAAUAAUUCGUUCGGAAAGUGUAUUUGCUAAUGUUAAUUCAGAUCCUGCUACUGGUUUUCGGUUUGUCGAGAAUGGUGGGCAACUGAUCGAUAAUUCGAGACCUCUGAAGUUCACUGAUGCAGUACGUAUUCAUGAAAGUCUCAGUGCCCACAAUGUAAAUUCAUAA
This is a messenger RNA of Brugia malayi, 1338 nucleotides long. It is a transcript of the gene Bma-dhhc-8, whose product is annotated as Zinc finger DHHC domain containing protein 5, putative. Gene Ontology annotation, molecular function: palmitoyltransferase activity. The transcript is spliced from 8 exons. Lineage: Eukaryota; Metazoa; Nematoda; Chromadorea; Rhabditida; Onchocercidae. The record is from RefSeq and is a predicted model, not a curated record. Bases 1 to 1338 code for a protein of 445 amino acids. Gene Ontology annotation, biological process: protein palmitoylation.